Messenger RNA from Pangasianodon hypophthalmus (striped catfish), 748 nucleotides. Its product is annotated as myosin regulatory light chain 2B, cardiac muscle isoform. Gene Ontology annotation, molecular function: calcium ion binding. The record is from RefSeq and is a predicted model, not a curated record. The transcript is spliced from 7 exons. The coding region runs from base 78 to 581 and encodes 167 amino acids. NCBI's taxonomy places the organism in Eukaryota, Metazoa, Chordata, Actinopteri, Siluriformes, Pangasiidae. Gene Ontology annotation, cellular component: cytoplasm; mitochondrion.
AUAAAACAGUAGCGCUGGGACUCUAUUGUCUCCCCAGACGUUAACUGUGUGCCUGCAGGACCUCAGCCACCAUCACAAUGCCACCCAAAAAGGCCAAGAAGAAGGAAGCAGCCAGCUCCAAUGUGUUCACCAUGUUCGAGCAGUCUCAGAUUCAGGAAUUCAAAGAGGCGUUCACCAUUAUGGACCAGAACAGAGACGGAUUCAUUGACAAGAAUGAUCUCAGAGACACUUUCGCCGCUGUAGGUCGUCUGAACGUAGGGAGUGAUGAGCUUGAUGACAUGCUAAAGGAAGCCCCAGGUCCCAUCAACUUCACAGUGUUCCUCAGCAUGUUUGGCGAGAAGCUCAAAGGUACUGACCCGGAGGAGAACAUUCUGAACGCCUUCAAGAUCUUCGACCCAGAGGGUACUGGUGUACUGAAGGGAGAUGAGAUCAAGUUUUACCUGAUGUCUCAAGCAGACAAAUUUACAGAAGCUGAGAUGAAUCAGAUGUUGCAGAUGUUCCCUCUGGACGUUUCUGGUAAUCUCGAUUACAAGAAUCUCUGCUAUGUGAUCACACAUGGAGAGGAAAAGGAGCAGGAGUGAGGAGACAGGGGAGUAAACUUUGAUUUGUAAUCACAUUCAUCACUGUCAUUGUCAUUACGCAUUGUCAGUACCUUUGUGGCUGAAUAUGAGCCUUGAGCUUUGAAGCCCAGAACAAUGUGUAUGUUGUGGUGUAACUAUGAAGAUGGAUAAAGACUCUCUGGAAUGUA